Cyphellophora attinorum is the source of this 1251-nucleotide messenger RNA. RefSeq names its product putative magnesium transporter NIPA4. Gene Ontology annotation, cellular component: membrane. NCBI's taxonomy places the organism in Eukaryota, Fungi, Ascomycota, Eurotiomycetes, Chaetothyriales, Cyphellophoraceae. The transcript has 2 exons. Gene Ontology annotation, molecular function: magnesium ion transmembrane transporter activity. The coding region runs from base 1 to 1251 and encodes 416 amino acids. The record is from RefSeq and is a predicted model, not a curated record. Gene Ontology annotation, biological process: magnesium ion transport.
AUGGAAGACAAAUGGGUAGGGCUGGCGCUUGCAAUAGUCUCGUCGCUAGCCAUUGGCAGCAGCUUCGUCAUAACCAAGAAAGGCCUGAAUGAUGCGGCCGACAAGCACGGAUUUGAAGGAGAUGGCUUUCAGUACUUCAGGACGCCACUUUGGUGGUUCGGAAUGGGCUUGCUAGGUUUUGGCGAGUUCUUCAACUUUGCAGCAUAUGCCUUUGCGCCGGCUAUACUGGUCACUCCUCUCGGCGCACUGAGUGUACUGAUCGGGGCGGUUUUGGGAGCAUACUUCCUGAACGAAGAGCUGGGCAUAUUGGGCAAGCUUGGGUGUGCCAUGUGCUUGAUAGGGGCGGUUAUUAUUGUCCUGCAUGCGCCGCCAGAUCCAGAAAUCAACACAGUAGACGAGAUCCUCCAGUAUGCGAUCAAUCCAGCUUUCAUGCUUUACUGCGUCGCUGCGAUAGCCUUCUCCCUCGUCAUGAUAUACCGAUAUGGCCCGUUGUACGGCAAGAAGAACCCCCUCAUAUACAUCUCGAUCUGCUCGACCGUCGGCUCGGUGUCAGUCAUGGCGAUCAAGGGCUUCGGUAUCGCGCUGAAGUUGACCUUUGCCGGCAAUAAUCAGCUUACGCAUCCUUCAACCUAUGUGUUUGCGGUCGUAACAGCGGUAUGCAUCACAACGCAGAUGAAUUACUUCAACAAGGCAUUGAGCCAGUUCCCGACACAGAUCGUCAAUCCGCUGUACUAUGUCACAUUUACGACUGCUACGCUAUGCGCAUCAUUCAUCCUGUUCAAGGGCUUCAAUACAACGGAUGCGGUCAACACGCUAUCGCUGCUGUGUGGCUUUCUGGUCAUCUUCACUGGCGUGUACAUCCUCAACCUAUCACGAAGGGAUCCAGAUGGAUCGCUUGCGCUCAAUGGCAAGACAACGGUGCAAGACGCUGCCCCUACUGAUGGAAUCUCUAACAUCAUAACCAGGCGCAGCAUGCAAGGUCGGCGCAGUAUAGACCCGUACGGUCACAGGAGGAGCAGCAGCGUGACCUCAAACUUCAGCCUGCAGGGGAUACAAGUACGGCGGCAAGGGGAAAGCGAAGGCCUGAUGCAUAACUACGAUCUGGAGCAAGGUGCAAUCGGGCUCUCGGAUUUGGUAGAAUCGCCGACGCAAGCAGAGCCUGCGAGCGGCACCAGCAGUCGGCGGAGGAGUGGUGAGCGAGAGAUCAAGACGAUAUAUGACCGGCCAAGUCAGAAAAGCAUGGAUCGAUGA